Molecule: messenger RNA, 1481 nt
Organism: Crotalus tigris (Tiger rattlesnake)
Lineage: Eukaryota; Metazoa; Chordata; Lepidosauria; Squamata; Viperidae
Product: olfactory receptor 12-like
Exons: 2
Coding region: 100-1032 (310 amino acids)
Biological process (GO): sensory perception of smell; G protein-coupled receptor signaling pathway
Cellular component (GO): membrane
Molecular function (GO): olfactory receptor activity; odorant binding; G protein-coupled receptor activity
Source: RefSeq, a predicted model, not a curated record
CUUUGAGAAACUUUCAUCCAUUUCAGCAGAAUUUUUAUACAAUUACAAAUAGAACCUGUGCAGUGCUUUGAGGUAGUCUCCAUAUAAUAAGAAAACAAAAUGGGAAACCACUCCAGAAUUGCACAAUUCAUUUUGGAAGGAUUCUCAGGCCCCCUAGAGCUACAGCUGGGUUUGUCUUUUCUUUUCAUGCUGCUGUACAUCGUAACAUUGAUGGGAAAUAUUGGAAUGAUCAUUAUUAUUACUCUUGAUCCUCAUCUCCGAAGUCCUAUGUACUUCUUCCUGAAGAAUUUAUCCUUCUUGGAUACCUGCUAUUCUUCUGUUAUAACUCCCAGAGCCAUGGUGAACUUUGCAACAGGGAAGAAAGGCAUUUUCUAUAAUGCAUGUGCCAUACAAAUGUUCUUUUUCUCUCUUUUUGGAACAACUGAAUGUUUCUUACUAGCUGUAAUGGCAUAUGACAGAUUUACUGCCAUCUGCAAUCCCCUGCUUUAUAAUAUUACCAUGUCCAGGAAAACCUGUAUACUUCUAAUAAUGGCUUGCUAUUUCUUUGGUUUCCUCAACUGUUGCAUACAGACAAGCCUUACUUUCAGCUUAUCCUAUUGUGAACCAUGGGAAAUUAACCAGUUUUUCUGUGACGUCCCAGCUGUCAUGAAAGCAGCUUGCUCAGAUACUUUUAUAAAUGAGAUUGUGCUCUUAGCACUGUGUGGGUUUAUCAUAGUGAUAACAUCCACUAUAGUUUUGGUUUCCUAUGUCUAUAUUGUGGCCACAAUUCUCCACAUGCCUUCUGUAGAGGGAAGACACAAAGCUUUUUCAACCUGUACUUCCCAUAUCAUGGCUGUUAGCUUGUUCUUUGGAACAGCUUUCUUCAUGUAUGGUCAACCUGGAGCUAUAGCUUCUCCGAAUCAAGGCAAAGUUAUUUCUGUUUUUUACACUGUUGUAAUUCCUAUGUUGAAUCCAUUAAUUUACAGUCUAAGGAACAAAGAGGUCAAAGAUGCAUUAAGAAGACAGCUAAAAAGGGUGACUUUCUUCAGAUGAGCACCAACUCUUACAAAACAUAAAGUUAUGAAUACUUUUAGCUUAAAGCAUCCAUAAAAUUGACCUUACAAUUGAAAUCAGAAGCUUUUCUUAUAGAUCUGAAGGAUAAACAUAUUUUUUUUUAAAAAGAAAGAAAAACAAAGCAUGGAAUUUUGUUCUUAUCUAGGACAGCAGCAGCAAAGCUCCUCUAUAUGCAGAAUUGGAUGGACUUACAUGUAUUCAUAAUGGAAGACUGGAGGGUGAAAUUAAUGCAGUUGGUGGAGAAUUAUAUUGUUUCUAUUUGGAAAUCACUCCUCAACUUUGAGUUUAAUUUUUUUAAAAAAUGAAAUUUUAAUCUUGAAUUUCAAUUAUUAGACUUGUUUGUGAUAAUAAAAGAUUGUUGGUUAUUCUAGUUCAAAGGGUUAUUGAUUUUUAGGCUUUUAUAUGUAUCAAAUAAAGUGAUUUCUAUA